This is a messenger RNA of Arthroderma uncinatum, 1056 nucleotides long. RefSeq lists its product as uncharacterized. Bases 1 to 1056 code for a protein of 351 amino acids. The transcript has a single exon. The record is from RefSeq and is a predicted model, not a curated record. Lineage: Eukaryota; Fungi; Ascomycota; Eurotiomycetes; Onygenales; Arthrodermataceae.
AUGCGGUUCACAAUUACUUCCGUCGUGGCUGCAACUUGCUUGGCCGCCUUGGCUGAGUGCCAUAGCUGGGUUGAAGAGUUGAACGUCGCUACGAACGGGUCGUUCGUUGGGAAAAAGGGCUACAUUCGUGGCCAUGUUGCUCGAACGGGAUCUGGAUUCAAUGACAUGAUGAUGACACAUCGACUUCCUCCUGAGGACCGCCCUGUCGACGUUGGGAUGCAACCCAGCGACUUUAUGUGCAUGCCGUCUCAGCGCCGUCAACGCCAAUCCGGUGGUUUCCCCAUGCUCGAGGCAGCGCCCGGCGAUAUUGUUGCCUUGAUGUUACAGGAAAACGGACACGUGACCCUCCCAGAUACCCAGCCCGGCAAACCAGAGAAUCGUGGAACAGUAUACAUCUACGGCACUCAAGAUCCUCGCCAAGAUGAAAAGUUCCUCGACGUCCACGGGGUAUGGGGUGCGGGCGGAUCCGGAGGUGACGGCCGUGGUCGUCUCCUCGCGAGUCAAGAUUUCGAUGACGGCCGAUGUUACCAAGUUAACGGUGACAAAAUCUCCCAGAGUCGGCAACAGCAAUACCCCCACGAGCCGGAUGAGCUCACGGGAGCCGACCUCGCUUGUCAGCACUACUUCCCGGUACCAAAGGACAUCAAGCAAGGCUCGAUCUUGACCGGAUACUGGGUCUGGAUCUGGCCAACCGCGGCUGGGAUCGAUCCUAACCUCCCCAACGGCAAGGAUGAGAUUUACACGUCGUGUUUCGAUAUCAAAAUCGUCGCCUCUGGAGGCUACAACGGAACAAACUCAACAAACGGUACCUCCGGAAAGCAUUCCUCCGGAGCUCCGCCGUUGAACCGCAUGCCAAUCGCCUCUCUGCUUGCAAACCUCAAGAAUUCGUCAGGCACCGGUCAUUCUGACGUCAGUGACGGAACCAAAUCUGGUUCCAAGCCUCCCGCCAAAGGUUCCAUCGUCCAUACGCCAAGAGCUGCAACCACGGCAACAUGGGAGACAAAGACAAGGACCUCUCCCUACGAACCGACUCAUCACUACCUUGGAGAGUCGUAG